This is a messenger RNA of Danio rerio (zebrafish), 2514 nucleotides long. The record is from RefSeq and is a predicted model, not a curated record. Lineage: Eukaryota; Metazoa; Chordata; Actinopteri; Cypriniformes; Danionidae.
AAAAAAAAAGCAUUCACACAAGUUUGUAACAACUUGAGUGUGAAUAAAUGGGAACUGUAUCUCUUUGUUAACCAUGAAUUAAUAAAUAAAAACAUCUGUAGUCUAAAAAAUGCAGCCAGACUGUUUGUCAGUAGACUUUUAGCUUACAUCCAAAGCAAAGUCUAUUAAAGCUCUAGAUUCACAACUUCUCCUUAAAUGAAACCUUACAGUAAAUGUCUUAUAUGUCAAUCAUAAUCAGAUUUCGUAUUUCCCCAUUUUGAGCUUGCAGCCCUUGUAUGUUUUCAGCACCUUUAUCAAUUCAUCUGCCACCAUUAUAUCCUGCCUGUAGAAACUAACAGCACUUGAAACUUGUCCUUCAGACUAUCUGCUAAAUUUUAUCAGUAAAUAUAAAAUACUGGACUCAUUCAGACAUCUUACAUUAAUUUCAGUGAUGUAAUGGGGAUCACACAGUAAAGCUUGCAAAUCCCACACACUUCCAGCCGUCUGGAUUUCCGGGUUGGAAUUCCCGAAAUUUGUCUCUUGUGCGGGAAAUGAGCAACCUAAAUACGGGCAGCGGCGUACCGGAAGCGGUGAUCUCCCGGCUCCGCUAACCGGACCAUUUAAAAUAAUACGAAACCGAAAUCAGUCUAGUCCACUCCUCUGUUGCGUCACCUUAUUAGUCAAUUCAUUGGCUCGUUCCACCGCCCACUGCUUACAUUAGAAAGAGCGUAGUUUAAAUCAUGAGCAGACACUCACUGCAGCCCAGAACAGCUGCCUCAGGAUUCCUUUAACUCGCCUUACAACUCACUUCGUAGAAAUGACCGCAAUACGGAACAUUACCAAUUGACUGGUUCUGAGAGUAUACAUGCAAGCAUUUUCAUCUUUACUGUCGAAGAGCAUCCGUGGAUUUGGAGAUGCCAGCUGCUGUCAUGGAAAACUUUGACCGAGGAAGUCCUUUUUCUCAAAGUGAUUCUCAAAGUCCUCAAGAAUGGAACACAUCAGAUCGCAGAGAGAAAAACAGAGAUGCAGCUCGCAAGAGUCGCAAGAAACAAACCGAGAAGGCAGACUUGUUGCAUGAGGAACUCCAGACUCUAGAGCAGGCUAAUGCUGCAUUUGUAAAAGAAAUUGCUGAUCUGAAGAAGCAGCUACAAAUCUACAAAACAGCUUUGGAACAGCAUGAACCUCACUGCACUAAACUAGGUUCAUUUGGACCACCAGCUAGUGUGUCAGGAGCUCCAUCCACAGCAACACCCUCUACCUCAGAUUACGUUUCGAGUCCAAACCUCUUGGCGGACAUUACAUUCUUACCAAACACUAAUUCAGUGUCACUAACAGAUCUCUUCGACUGGACUCCUUGGGACUCAAUGAAUGAUAAUGGGUUUCAGCUUUGAAGUGCUGUACAGUCAGGUACUGUACAUUUUAAGUUGGUGACAAGUUUGAUGACUUACACACUACUACAGAAAGAUUUUUACUGGGCUUAAAAAUGGUGCUAUAACAUAAGCAAGAUGUGGAAAUGUUUCAUUUUAUAAUUUAUUCAAAUAUUAUUUACAGAUGGCAAUAAUUAAAUUGCAUGUAGCUUUGUGUUUAAAAUGGGCAUUAUUUUAUAUAUGUAUAUAUUUCUACAAGACUACAGCCUUUUAUGGCUAAGUAAUGCUUUAUUUUGUAAAGAGAACUUCCUUUCUAUUUUUAUAAAUUAUGUUUUGUUGACUUAUAAAUUGUUAAUAUUUAAAUAUAAAUCAAUCAUGGCGUGUAGUAAUAUCACUGUUUUAUGAGCAAUGCACUUUGUUCAGGUCAGUGACUAAAAUGUCUUAUUAACGUUUUUGCUUUAUUCAGAAAGUAAAAGAAAUGUAAAAGAUUAUAUACAGUUGAAUUCAGAAUUAUAAGCCCCCCCCCAACCCCCUCCCUUUGAAUUUCUUUCCUCUUUUAAAUAUUUCCCAAAUUAUGGGUGAGCGAGGACAUUUUCACAGUAUGUCUGAUAAUAAAUUUUUCUUCUGGAGAAAGUCUUAUUUGUUUUAUUUCGGCUAGCAUAAAAGCAGUUUUUAAUUUUUUAAAAAACAUUUUAAGGUCAAUAUUAUUAGCCCCUUUAAGCUUUUUAGUCUACAGAACAAACCAUAGUUAUACAAUAACUUGCCCAAUUACCCUAUCCUGCUUAGUUAGCCCAAUUACCCUAUAGUUAACCCUUUAAAUGUCAAGCUGUUUAAGCUGCAUAGAAGUGUCUUGAAAAGUAUCUAGUCAAAUAUUAUUUACUGUCAUCAUGGCAAAGAUAAAAUAAAUCAGUUAUUAGAAAUGAGUUUUUAAAACUAUUAUGUUUAGAAAAGUGUUGAAAAACUUCUCUUUGUUUCACAAAAAUUGGGGUAAUAAACGAGGUGUAAUAAUUCAGGGGGCCUAAUAAUUCUGACUUCUUCAACUGUGUGUGUAUGUACGUAUGUAUGUUUGUGUGUGUAAAAAAAUCGUGUCGUCCUUAAACGAGUGAAACAUGUUUUGUGUUGUAUAUGGUUACUUGAUUUUUAGAAUCAAUAAAUUGAAUGUGAUAUA